Thunnus maccoyii (southern bluefin tuna) is the source of this 2575-nucleotide messenger RNA. It is a transcript of the gene rsph10b, whose product is annotated as radial spoke head 10 homolog B. The record is from RefSeq and is a predicted model, not a curated record. The transcript is spliced from 19 exons. NCBI's taxonomy places the organism in Eukaryota, Metazoa, Chordata, Actinopteri, Scombriformes, Scombridae. Bases 72 to 2468 code for a protein of 798 amino acids.
GUUGAAAGCGUCCCUCGCCGUUGCCAUGGAGAUGAUCCUAGUUUGUGCAUGAGAUUUUGAAACGGCGCAAAAUGACUCAAAGAAAAGAGAAGAAAGCCUCGAUGAAAAAUGAUAAACGUAACAACGAGGAAACUUGUGAAAACGCAGUGAUGAAACAGGUGGCGAAAGAAAGAGGUAAAGAAGAGUUAAAGCUACAUUCAGCGGAUGUGGAACAAGACCAGGAGCAGCCCGAGGAUGAUGGCAUUUAUGAACUCCCUGCGCUUUUUAACUUAGUUGUACAGAGAUAUGAAGGUGAAACAUCUGAAGGACAGCUUCAUGGAGAAGGUGUUGCCUGCUUUGAGGGAGGCCACGUUUACAAGGGCCUGUUUUCCAUGGGACUUAUGGAUGGACCUGGUGUCUUCACAUGGGCAAGCGGGUUGAAAUAUGAGGGAGAAUUUGUGUGCAACAUGCCCCUGGGUCAGGGCACGUACACCUGGCCAGACGGCAGCUCUUACAAGGGGGAAGUGUACAACGGUGUACGACAUGGGACUGGAACCUACAAAUGUGCAAAAAAUGGUGUUUCAUACACAGGGCAGUGGCAUCAGAGCAAGAGGCAUGGAAAGGGUGCAGUGUAUUACAACCAGGAUAAGACUUCCUGGUACAGAGGAGAUUGGGUGAAGAAUAACAGAGAAGGAUGGGGAGUGAGAUGCUACCCCUCUGGUAACAUUUACUCUGGUGAGUGGAAGAACAACUUGAGAAAUGGAGAGGGCACAAUGAGGUGGGUGAAACUGGGACAGCAGUAUGUUGGCCAAUGGCAGGAUGGAAUCCAGCAUGGACGAGGCACACAGGUCUGGAUCUUGAGGCGAAUGGAUAGAUCCCAGUAUUGCCAGAGCAAUCAGUACAUGGGGGAUUUUGUUCAGGGUCAGAGGCACGGAAAGGGAAGCUUUUACUACGCUGGUGGAGCAAUCUACGAAGGAGAAUGGAAGAACAAUAAGAAACAUGGGCAGGGAAAAUUCACCUUCAAGGAUGGGCGUGUUUUUGAAGGAGAGUUUGUGGAUGAUCAGAUGAUGACACCCAACUUGAGUGGAAACAGACCUCCCACUCCGCAUGGUGCAUUUCCCAUGUCAGGUGAGGAUCCGUCCAUACUAGGACCAGACAUGAGUGUGAACAUUGAAUGUCUUCUGGAGAAAAUCCCUGAGAGAAAAUGUGACACUGAGCGCAAACAGGUGGAGUUUGUGAUGCUGACACACAACAAAGAGCUGAAGUCUAUCUAUAGUUUCUACAGCAGACUUGGCCACACUCAGUUGCCGGAUAACACCUUCCUGCUGUCCCGCAUGCAGCUCUGGCGCCUGCUCAAAGACUGCAAUAUCCACCAUCAUGGCAUCACUCUGACACAGCUAGACCUUUAUAUCAGAGAGGAUGCCACCUCAGCAGAGAUUCACUCUCCCUUCACUCCCAUGCUGCUUUGUAGGCUCCUCAGCUGCCUAGUGGUCGUAGCCUACCACAUCUACCAUAAAGACAUGGUGUUACAAAAAUACCUUCUGGCUGCCUGCUUUUCCAAACUGCUGACAGAUGACAUCCUGCCUAAUGCUAAGAUUGUAAAAGGCUUCCUGUUUAAGUGGCCAGAGUGCAGUACAGCGGUGUCUGUAAAGUACUUGAAGAAGUGCUGGGAAAUCUAUCAGGCUUACUGCAGGGUCAACGCAGCCCCCAGAGACGACUACACCAUGACCUGCCGACACCUGCUGUGGAUGUUCAAAGAGCUCCAUCUUUUAGACAGCAAGCUGACUACAGCGAGGUUAUUAGAGGUCAUCACUGCAGAGAGCCAUGACCCCAGCAACCCAUCCUCCUGCCUGGAUCUAGAGAUCACAUUCCUGGAGUUUUUUGAAGCUCUUCUUGGCUGUGCUGAGGUGAAGUGUCAGCAGGUUUCCGAAGGCCUGGAGGAGAGUCUGUCCCCAUCCAGCGCUGAGGCCGAGGCCACAAGGAAUUCCCAAAAAGAGGAGGCCAGCGAGAAAACCCUGCUGACUGCAAACAGCCCUCCCCAGAUGAUUUCCUCUGUACAGAUGGCAGCUCCAGUGAGUUCCCUCAUCUCUCCUGAAGUCUCCAGCCCCAAGUCAGUAGAGGCAGGGAGAUCCAGUAACACACCAGAGUUAUCUACUGCUCAAGAUGUGGAGAGUCAACAAGACACAAGACAUCAAAAAUCUCAGUCUGCAGAACACACAGGUGAAAGACAGGUCAUACAAACCAGAGGUAUGGAGGCCAAAGGCCGCCAAAUGGAGCUUUGGAUCCAGAAGAUCCAUCAGUUCUUCAUCCACUUUUUCUUCCCCGCGUUUGACCAUCACCAGUUAGCAACCAGCAACAUGAAGGAAGAGGAGCUCCGCCAGGAGGCCCAGAGACGCAUUGCUCUGGAUAAGGCCCAACAAAGAGCCAGGUUAAAGGUGCAUUGGGAAGAUGAUAAAGAUGCAUUCGAGGAGGCAAUAGAGAAACCUUGAUGAAGCCAGUUGUUCUGUAGAUGAACUGUCCACACGCUCCAAAAAGAAGGAAAAUGUGCAGAGCUUUCAACUGCAGUCAGAAAUAAAAGCACAAAUGCAGCCUUUUA